Messenger RNA from Octopus sinensis (East Asian common octopus), 4592 nucleotides. RefSeq names its product laminin subunit alpha. Lineage: Eukaryota; Metazoa; Mollusca; Cephalopoda; Octopoda; Octopodidae. The record is from RefSeq and is a predicted model, not a curated record. Bases 1 to 4260 code for a protein of 1419 amino acids. The transcript is spliced from 32 exons.
AUGUCUAAUAUCAGACAAUUAAGACUUCAUGUUCACCUAAGUAAUGAGAGUUUGCUGCUUCACUCAGCAAUUUAUGAGAAAGUCAACAAGUUGCCAUCAAAGAGAUAUAAAAACUAUGAUGAUGAGAUUGAUGAUCUGAACCAGAAAGCAUUCUCAUCUCUUUUCAGAGCUAAAAGACUAAAUGGUUCUGUUACCAGUUUAUUUGAAGACGGGAAAAAAUUGAAGAAGUUGGCCAAAUUACCAGAAAUGAAAGGUUUAAUGACUGACAUCAUUAACAUGAUCAACUAUAUCAAACAGAUCAAUAUAGGUAAAAAACAAGAAACACUGGAAGAGCUGUUGGAUAAAGCUCAUAAACUUAAGAAGGCAAUUAAUGACAGAAACUUUAUGAAACCUCGGCAAAAAUCUGAAAAGGAGUUGGAUGAAGCUAACGAAACUAUGCGCAAAGUCAAUCGACUAAAGCAGCCAGUUAUUAAUGAGCAAAAGAAACUCAAUAGAACAAAAGAAAAAAUUAAUGAUAUGGAAAAGAGACUGAUGGCAAUUGCUAAAGAUAUCAAGGAUAGUAAAGUUAAUUCUGUUACUGCUUUGAGAAUGCUAAAGGCCAUAGAAAACAGCAAAGAGUUGGAAUUUGAAGAACAGUUGAAAAAGAAUAUAUCAGAAAUAGAAAAACUUCAAGAUAUGACUCGAGAUAAUCUAACUAAAACUGAAGAUGUUGUGGAUGAUAUCAAGAAAAAGAAUAAGAUGCUGCCAAAACUGCUUUCCAGGCUUGAUGCGGCCAUAGAUCGACUACGUUUUGAUGUGGCAAAUAAAUAUGACAACAAAAUUAAGCCAGUGAAAGAUUUGGUUGAGAAAGCUCUUAACCAUUCAGACUCUCUUGUCGAUGCCUUUGACCUUAUACAGAAACAAUACUUCACAUUUAAAAACCAGUCUGAUCCAUCUCUUGUUGCUGCCACAGCAUAUAAGAAAAUAGUUGAUUCCAUUAAUGAGGCACAGAAAGCAGCCAAGAAUGCCCUCAAUAAAAGCACUAUAGCACAGAAAGAGCUAAAAGGAGUAAGUAAGGCAGCAGAGAAAUCCAAAGAUGUGAGCGAAAAGAAUUUGAAACAAGCCAAGAAUGUCGACAAAUCUCUGAAAAGUUGGGAAAAUGCUCUUGAUGAUGUCAAAAGAAAAGUUGACCAAGUUGAAAAGGGAAAUGAAGAUAUUAAAGAUAAACUUGCUUCAAUCAAGAUCAAACCAUCGGGUCUGAAGAAGAAAGCUGAUGCUAUAUCGAAUCAAGCAGACAAGACAUCAGACACCAGUAACAAGUUAUCUAACAAAGCAGAUGAUAUCAUUGAUGAAAUGAAGAAAUAUAAGGAUUUAGAAAAGGUCAACUUACAAAAGAUAAAGCAGCAAAUUGAUGCCAGUCUUUCUCAAACUAAUGUGAAAGUGAAGGUAAAUGAUAUCAUUUCCAAAGUAGUCAAUAUGAGCAGUGAAGUGAAUUCUUUGAAGUCCAAGUCUGACAAAGCUGCGGUAGAUUUAAAACAUCUUAGGAAGCAAAUUGAAUUAGCAAGAUCAGCAGCCAAUGCAAUUAUUGUGAGCUUGAAAAUGUUCCCUAACACCACUCUACAACUACGUAGCCCUUCUGUACCAGGCUCUUAUUCCAACAACAAAAUACAAAUGUUUAUCAAUCCAGUAUCUAACAAUGGGUUGUUGGCUUAUAUUGGCAAUCCAUUUGAACCGGCUCCUUUAAAUGAGGAUUUUCUUGCUUUGGAAUUGGUCGAUAACUACGUUGUAAUGAAAUAUAAUCUGGGAUCUGGCAUAACAACUGUUAAAAACCAAUUAUUUGUUCAACCAAAUGUUUGGCACUAUAUUGAAGCUAAAAGAACUGGUUCAUCGGUUGAACUUCUUGUAUCAAAUGGAAACAAAUCAGAAGUUGCAACAGACAAGUCUAACAGUGCCUUUUCUUUGUUGGAACUCAAUCCUGAAACAACCCACUUUUAUAUCGGAGGUUACCCAUUCAAUAUGAAUAAUAGGAUUCCCUCCAGUGUUACCCGAAAUAGAUACCAUGGAGCAAUAGAAGGUUUCACGUUCAAUGAUUACAUCUUAGGGCUGUGGAACUUUGCUUUUGGAGAAAAUAAUUUUGCAGGAUUCCGCAAUAGAAAAGUAUCUGCAACUACUGUAAACGAUGGUUAUCGCUUUGAUGGGAGAAGUUAUGCCAAACUGAAAGUUCAGCCAACUUUUUCAUCUAGAUUUGCAAUAUCAAUGGAAUUUAAAACCUCUAAACCAAAUGGCUUGUUGAUGUUGAUGUAUCAUAACAGUGAGACUGAUUUUGCUUCACUUCACCUUGAAGAUGGUCACCUGGUCUACCAGUAUGAAUUAGGUAGUGGACGUCUUGUUCUGAGAACUAACAACACUUUUAAUGAUGGAAAAUGGCACAGUGUAAAGGUCAGCAGGAGAAAACAGCAGGGUUUGAUAAAAUGUGAUUCAGUGCUUUAUACUGGGAAUUCUCCUGGAAAUAUGAACAGGCUGUCAGUAAACGAGUUCUAUGUUGGUGGAUAUACAGUACUACCUCCAAAUAUUUUAAUUCAAAAGAAUGUCUCUGAUUAUGGUUUUGUUGGUUGCAUCAGAAAUCUACAAAUAGAUUUGAUAUCUGAAGGAUUCAAAGAAAAAGAAGAAUUAUACCAGAUGAGUGCUGGCUGCCCAUCUUUAAUUGCACAGUCAGUACGAUUCCCACCAUUUGGAAACGACUAUGUAUUCAAGUCUUACCAGAUGCAGAUGUUAGGAUUUGUUUUCCAUCUAAUUCUGAAAUUCAGAGUUGGCUUACAAAAAAGCAAUAGCAUUCUAGUACAUGCAUCUAUAGAUGGCGGCACACAAACAUUUACAGUUUUCCUGAAAGAUGGUAAAAUCACAGUAAUGGAUAUCAAUAAAGGUCAAGUAACAAGUAACACAAGUAUCAAAAACAGCUACUCAGAUGAUCAAUGGCAUUACAUCACAAUAUUAUUCAGGAAAAAACACUUGAAACUGAAUAUUGAUGACAAAGAAGAAAUGAAGAUUAAACAAUCCAAUCAAAAACGUAACAAAAUGGACUUAUACAUUGGAGGGGUACCAUCAAAUAUCAUUAAAAACAAACAAAUUCCUCAGAAAUCUUUCAAUGGUUGCAUUGAAGAUGUUAUCAUUAAUGGAGAAUUAUUUGACUUCAAUCAAGCUCAGCUAUCAACAGGAGUACAGCUUAACUUUUGCAAACAAAAUAUUCCCAAACCAACAAAUUUAACUCCAAUAGAUAUACCAUCCUAUAACAGUACUCAUUGUGCAUUACCUGAGGUCCCUGAAAAGUCAUUAUCUAUCUCUGGCCAAAGGUUUGGCACCACAGGAAGCCUCAGUUGGUGGCAUUUUGAAAUACCUCACCAAAGCAAAGUAUCAAAUUUCAUUACAUUAGAAUUUAAUACCAGAAAGGAAGAUGGCCUGCUACUAUAUGCCUCAGAUAAGAAUCACAAUGACUUCUUAGCUGUUUACCUUGAAAAAGAAUAUGUAGUGUUUGCUUUCAACUGUGGUGGUGGAACAUCCCGUCAGCAGUCUACAUUAAAAGCCAAUGAUGGACAUUGGCAUACGCUGUCAAUAAAACUGGAGAAAAAGGAAGCUGCUUUACAAGUCGAUCGAGAACCCCUAAUUCGGUUCACUGGAAAAGGAAAGUCGAAAGAGCUCAAUGUUCAGAAAGAGAUCUAUGUUGGCGGCAUCCAACCACAACCUAAGAAGUUCAUUGAUAAUGUCAAUGCCAAUAAAAUAAGCACCGUGGACCGGUUCUACGUUGGAACUGAUCUAACAGUUGCCUUUGAAAUGAAACCUCGGACUAUUAAUGGCGUUCUCUUUGCUGUUCAUGCUGUCAAAGAAUAUUUAGUAAUUGGACUUAAAGAUGGAAAUAUUUAUGCUACUGCUAAUAAUGAAGGUAAUGAAUUCACUGCCAAAAUAAAUUCACAACGCAAUAUGACCAUUUGUAAUGGGAAAUGGUAUACGGUUGAAAUGGAAAAGUAUAAGCACUUCCUUACAUUAAGUGUGUCUAACUUCCCAAGAAAAGAAGUAUUUGGUAAACAAGGUAUCAGUGAGACAAAGACUAAUGAUCCCCUCUACAUUGGAGGCAUACCAAACCCUGGUGUCAUCACUCUUGGAGUACAGUCAGUCAAACCUUAUAUUGGGUGUAUCAAAAAUCUAAUGAUCAAUUCGAAGAAGUAUCAAUUAUAUUCUGGCACACCCAGUGGAGAUGUUCAAUUGGGUUCAUGUCCCAAGAUCUAAAAUGGUCUAGCUAUUGAAAAACCACCUGACUCUAACUCAUCAAGCAUUUUCAUUUUGCAGUGAAAUGCUUUUGUCUUUGUUAUUAUGGAAUAUCCAAAUGGGUUUCAUUUACAGGUAUCUUUAUUUACAGAGUUAGUUAUAGUUUAUAUUUCAUGACAAUGAUGUACUUGUGUAUUAUAGGAAUAAACAAAUUAAAAUAGGAAACAUGAAGAUGGCUUCCAAGAAAUCUAUACUUGCAACACCUUAAUUUUCCUUCAAUUUUAGUUAGGAGUGGUAGGAGAAGGAUAAAUACAUAUAUGUGUGUGUGUGUAUAUAUAUAUAUAUAUAUACAU